Messenger RNA from Nicotiana attenuata, 2193 nucleotides. RefSeq lists its product as uncharacterized. Gene Ontology annotation, molecular function: DNA helicase activity. The coding region runs from base 1 to 2193 and encodes 730 amino acids. The record is from RefSeq and is a predicted model, not a curated record. Gene Ontology annotation, biological process: telomere maintenance; DNA repair. The transcript has a single exon. Lineage: Eukaryota; Viridiplantae; Streptophyta; Magnoliopsida; Solanales; Solanaceae.
AUGCGUCGAUGCUACAUGGAUGCUAUUUCUUUGGUACAACAGUUUGGAAAACCUGAUCUAUUCAUAACGAUGACUUGUAACCCAUCUUGGCCCGAGAUAAAAGAGCACUUGCUACCAACUGACGAAGCACAGAACAGACCUGAUUUAAUUGGUCGAGUUUUUAGGGCAAAGAUAGAAGAACUAAAAACAAAUAUAUUAAAAAGAAAUAUCUUUGGAAAAGUUGCAGCUUUUAUGUAUACUAUAGAAUUUCAAAAAUGUGGUUUACCACAUGCUCAAUUCCUUAUUAUACUUACUAAUGAAUACAAACUACUCACUCCAGAAUCUUAUGACAAUAUUGUUCGUGCUGAGUUACCUGAUUGUAAAGCUGAAGAAACCUUAUAUAAACUUGUUCUUCAACAUAUGAUGCAUGGACCUUGUGGUAAGUUAAAUCCUACAAAUUCAUGUAUGCAAAAGAAAAAAGGUUGUUGCAAAUUCAAAUAUCCAAGAAGCUUUGCUGAUCAAACAUCAAAAGGGAAAAAUUCUUACCCAAUUUAUAGAAGACGGAAUACGGGACUUGUGAAAGUCAAAGAUCACUAUUUCGAUAACUCAUGGGUUGUCCCUUAUAAUCCAUUCUUACUUGGAAAAUUGAACUGCCAUAUAAAUGUUGAAAUUUGUUCAGAUAUUAAAGCUGUUAAAUAUAUUUAUAAAUACAUAUGCAAAGGACAUGAUAAAAUCACAUUUCACAUACAUGACAAUGACGCAAAUGUUGAAGUAGAUGAAAUAAAAGAAUAUCAGUCUGCUCGAUGGGUAUCACCGCCUGAGGCUACAUGGUGUUUAUUUGGUUUUCCUAUUAAUGAAAUGACACCAGCUGUUUAUCAUCUUCAGUUACAUCUUGAAGGACAACAAUUUGUUUCUUUUAAGAGUGCAUCGAGUAUAAACUCAAUUAUGAAUAAUCCUAUGAUUAGAAAAACAAUGUUAACAGAAUUUUUUGAAGUGAACAAAACAAAUAAAGAUGCAAUAAAGCUCAAUCUACUGUAUAAAGAAUUUCCACAAUAUUUUGUAUGGUCAGUACAAUAUAAAAUGUGGACCCGUCGAACAAAGGGUAAUGUCAUUGGACGUGUUGUAACAUGUCAUCCAACAGAAGGUGAAAGAUAUUAUCUGAGAUUAUUAUUAAUGAAUAUAAGAGGACCAAAAUCAUAUGAAGAUCUACUAACUGUAAAUGAAGUACGUUGCGAUACAUUCAGAGAAUCAGCUCAAAAAAGAGGACUACUUCAUUGUAACAAUAACUUAGCUGAAUGUAUGCUAGAAGCUGAGAGUUAUCAAAUGCCAUGUAGCUUGAGACGCUUGUUUGCUACAUUGUUGGUAUAUUGUGAUCCUGCUAAUCCAAGAGAAUUGUGGGAGAAAUUCGAGGACUCUAUGUCUGAAGACUUCAAAGUUUUACCAGAUAUCGGAACAAAAAGUGUUCGAUAUAAAGUUUUAGAUUGUCUCAAUGACAUCUUACAUUCGAUGGGACAUAACAUUAAUGAGUAUAAACUUAUCCCUGAAAAUUUCAAGGCUUCAAAGGCUGCCAAAGAAGCAAGAGAAAUAUUCUUCGAAAGAAACAUAAUCAUUACUGAAGAAGAGCUAUUACUACGACAAAAGUUGAACUGUGAACAACAGAUGGCAUACAAUGUGAUUAUAGAUAGAAUAUCUUCGAACAGAGCGGGAGCUUUUUUUGUUGACGGUCCUGGAGGAACAGGUAAAACUUUUUUAUAUCGUGCCUUAUUAGCUACUGUGCGAUCUAAAGGAUUUAUUGCUCUAGCAACAACAACCUCUGGAGUUGCGGCUUCGAUUCUUCCAAGUGGCCGUACAGCUACUUCCCGUUUUAAAAUUCCCAUUGACAUUGAUGAAAACUGUAGUUGCAAUAUUAGAAAACAAAGUUCACUUGCCUGUUUGAUUCGAGAUGAAAAAUUAAUUGUAUGGGAUGAAGUACCGAUGGCAAAAAAGAAAAUGAUUGAAACUUUUGAUCUACUUUUGAAAGAUCUCUUGAAUACUAAUGCGCUUUUUGGUGGUAAAGUUGUUGUCUUUGGUGGUGAUUUUAGACAAACUCUACCAGUAGUUCGAAACGGAAAAAGAGAGGAUUUUAUUCAUGAGAGUUUAUUAUAUUCUGACAUUUGGCCCCGACUUGAAAACAUGCGUGCAAAAACUAUCAGAAAACAUGCGUGCAAAAACUGA